AUGGCAUUGUUUCACGUAAUCAAGGCGGUGUUCAUGAUGAUUUUGCUGCAAGUGGAACUCCAAACGUCAGUCGAUGCCGCUAUAGCAAGAGUAACCCAAACUGAGCAAGUUCCGAGGCCGACAAGAGCAUGUCCAUUGUCACCCUAUGCAACGUUCCUAACGAGAGAGCAGCAGGAAACGCUUCAUGAACUUGUAGUGGAAGCACGAGGACAAGGAGCCAAUGAGCAGAUGGUCAAGUCAUACAUAGACAAAUACAUUAGCAAAGUCUUACCGCCCAGAAGGUAUAUGGAGUUCCAGCAAGCGUUCCAACUAUUUCAAGCAAAUCGUCGUGGCAAACGAAGUCCACAAGAGAAGAAGCUUCCCAGAAAAGUUUUCGACCUGAUCGAUCAGUAUUCUGGAAAUAACGACGUCAACUAUGCGGAAUUCUACAAGGAGAAUGUACGAAAUUUGAAGCGGGUCUGA
Molecule: messenger RNA, 462 nt
Organism: Haemonchus placei
Lineage: Eukaryota; Metazoa; Nematoda; Chromadorea; Rhabditida; Trichostrongylidae
Source: the annotation of a GenBank genome assembly